AUGAGCCGUUCCCAGGUGACCAGUCAGACGGGGGAUUCUUUCGACUCCGAGACUAAAGCAACCAGUGUCGAGGACGCUCUCCGUGAUUUUGACAAAGUCACAGUCACGGACAGCAAGGAGAACCCUCCACUUAGGAAAGACGACUACGCGGAAUGCGUCGUGGUUCCUUUGCCCGAGGUUGACGAGAAAAAAUCAAGCAAGUGCAGCACAUCCGGCAGAGAGAUCGACGUUAAUGUGAAUGGCUAUCCGAUUCGGAGAUAUCCAACUAAGCCUGUCUACUUGUAUGAGUGUCAGGUGAUUGCAGAGAUUCAGGCUCAGGGGGACAAGAGACUUCUUCCAACACAUGACCAGAGGCUCAUGCGGAGGUGCUUCAAAGAGAACAAAGAGAGACAGAAACGGUCGCUGCACCUCUUGGAAGCAGGAGGUAUCCGCGAGAAGAUCGUACUCGACCCUCCAUACCGCCACUAUGAGGGCCCAAAGAGAAUCGGUGGCCUCGAGGCAAAGAAUCCGCAUUCCCGCGGGUUUCUUACACUGCUGUCUGAGGCUCAAUUGAGAAUUAUCCCCAAGCACAAAUUGAUGCUUAAAGUCAUCGACGAAUGGCUCAGCAAGAAACGAGGAUUUGAUGAAUUUGUCAUUCAGUCAUUCAUGUUUCUCGACCAUCUGCUUCGACAUGGACCCCAAACUAGAUUCUAUGAACACAAACGGUCAUACUUCUUUGAGAAUAUCCAGGACAUGGGCCCGGAGCUUGCCAGAAUCGCGCAUAAAUUCCACUUUCAAUUGCCACAGUCUGCAACGGUCUACCGUGGAGCUUUCCAGACCAUUCGGGCGUGUCCGCGCGGUUUGAUGCUCAACGUGGAUACGGCUUAUGGCGUAUUCUUUUCACGAAUCGGUCUUAUGGGGGUCAUGAGAGGCCUCAUUAACAUUUCUCACGCCGAUGAUCUUGUCAGAAGAUGCAUGCCCGUCCACAAGCCGCAUAUCAAGCCCGGCUUUUAUGAGUCCUCCAAAGAUCAGUUGGAAUUAGACAAAAUGAUUUCUGGGCUGUUAGUUAGCCCAGAUUUCAAAGGAUGUCCAAAUCCCACCAGAGUUUUCAAAAUUCGGAAGCUUCUGCCAUCCAGUGCCCGAAACCACAUGCUUGACAUCAAAGACAAAGCUACCGGGACAGUCACCAAGAUGACCGUUCAAGAGUACUUCCAAUCGAGGUAUGGCGUUGGACUCGAGUUCCCGGAUAUGCUCCUGGUCGAAAUGCAAGACCGUGAAGUGGUCUAUCCCCCCGAAUUACUUACCCUCAAGGCUCUCCAGAGAUACAACAGAAAGCUCAGCGCCCGGAUGACGUCCCUGAUGAUCCAGUACACUGCGCAGAAGCCGCGAGACAGGAUGGAGCACAUCAGAAGCUGCAAAAGCAUCUCCGCUCAUGAAAGUGAUCAACAUCUGAGACUCUACGGUCUCAAAAUCGGGCCAAGUCUGAUAAAGACCAAGGCUCGCCUGCUCCCCAGUCCGGAGAUCCAGUUUGGUAACUCCAAGCAUAAUCCUGGCGUCAACGGUCGGUGGGACCUCCGUGGCAAGAGAUUCUUUAAGCCACACUCCAAACCACUGGCUUGCUGGGCAAUUGGGCACUAUCCGAACGAUCGCCGGGGAUUCGAUCGGCGACUCAUUGACGAAUGGCAGAUGAAUUUUGUCAAGUCGUUCAAACAGCACGGUGGGACGGUUCAAAACCCCCCUGUGUCGCUGCUGAUGACAGAUGACAUUGGGACAUCUGUCACCAAAUUGCAUGAUACGGCCAGGGACGCAUACGGGCAGCCUCCGCAGCUGAUUAUGAUGAUCACAGGCAGUCAGGAUGUUAAUCACUACACCCGCCUCAAAAAAUCCUGUGACUGUCGCUAUGGAGUCCCCUCUCAGGUCCUUCAGGCCGACAGAUGUCGCGGUGGAGGCAAACCGCAACUCCAUUCCAAUGUUGCCAUGAAAAUCAAUGCGAAGCUUGGAGGUGUUACAGCGCAUGCUCUCCCAACAUCUGCCGGCUCUGGUCUAGACCCUUCGUCAAUAAUUAUUGGCGCAGACGUCACUCACUCCAUGAUGGGCGUUUGGACUCCCUCUCUGGCAGCCAUGUCUGUCUCCAAGGAUCCCCAGGGAAUUGGCUACUGGGGCGGGCGUGAGGUGAACGGUACUCGGAAGGAGAUCAUCUCCGAGACCAAUAUCCGGACUAUUCUUGAGCCUUUUUUCAAGGAAUGGAUCAAGACAGUCGGCAAGCAUCGCCCGCCCGCAGUCAUCUACUACUUCCGAGAUGGUGUCUCGGAAACAGAGUACCAUGAAGUUCUCAAAAUCGAAGUGAAAGCCAUUCGCGACACCAUGUCCAGAGCCGCAGGCACAGAAUGGCAGGGUAAAAUGUGUGUAGUCAUCGCGAACAAACGCCAUCAUAUUCGAGCAUUCCCAGACUCCAAAAAGUCCACCGACUCUGACAAACAAGGCAAUCCUCUUCCCGGCACGCUGAUCGACCGCGAAGUCACCAGCCCUCAUGGCUGGGACUUUUUCCUCUAUUCGCACGUUGCUUUACAGGGUACCGCUCGUCCAGUCCACUACACGGUCCUUCUGGAUGAGGUGAAGCAUGAACCGAAUCGCCUGGUCAAUAUGAUCUACGAGCAAUGCUAUCAAUAUGUCCGCUCAACCACGUCCGUCUCCAUUCAUCCAGCCAUCUACUACGCUCAUUUGAUCUCCGUUCGGGCCCGUCACCACGAAAAUGCCACCCUCAAGGGCAAGCCCGCCCAGUAUGGACGUGUCAAGGUGAGUCGGGGGAUGCUGAAUGCCAUGCAGGCAAAUCCCGCCGAGUCCAAUCGCACCAAUAUCCCCUUGCUCCCCAUUGACGAUAGCAAUGGUAAUCACUUGCCUCUGAGCAUGUGGUAUGUUUGA
Messenger RNA from Penicillium oxalicum, 2901 nucleotides. Its product is annotated as putative eukaryotic translation initiation factor eIF-2C4. Gene Ontology annotation, molecular function: RNA binding; protein binding. The transcript has 5 exons. Bases 1 to 2901 code for a protein of 966 amino acids. The record is from RefSeq and is a predicted model, not a curated record. NCBI's taxonomy places the organism in Eukaryota, Fungi, Ascomycota, Eurotiomycetes, Eurotiales, Aspergillaceae.